Molecule: messenger RNA, 984 nt
Organism: Elephantulus edwardii (Cape elephant shrew)
Lineage: Eukaryota; Metazoa; Chordata; Mammalia; Macroscelidea; Macroscelididae
Gene: CD1C
Product: CD1c molecule
Exons: 5
Coding region: 1-984 (327 amino acids)
Biological process (GO): immune response; positive regulation of T cell mediated cytotoxicity; antigen processing and presentation, exogenous lipid antigen via MHC class Ib
Cellular component (GO): external side of plasma membrane
Molecular function (GO): lipopeptide binding; exogenous lipid antigen binding; endogenous lipid antigen binding
Source: RefSeq, a predicted model, not a curated record
AUGAAGAAACAUGAUGAAGAGCUACAGGGGAGAGAACAUGAUGAGAGCCUGGAGCCAGAGCUCACCAUCCUGGAACCCAUAUUAUUUCACCUCAUCCAGAUAGCAUCCUUUGCCAACCAAACCUGGGUACAAAAUCAAGGCUCAGGUUGGCUGAACGAGUUGCAGACUCACGACUGGGAGAACGAAUCAGGCACCAUACGUUUCCUACACAGCUGGUCCAAGGGAAACUUCAGCAACAAGGAGCUGUUAGAUCUGCAGCUGCUGUUCCGUGUCUACUUCAUUGGAUUUACUCGGGAGAUUCAAGAGUAUGCUAGUGCAUUCAACCUGGAAUACCCUUUUGAGAUACAGGUGUCAGUUGGCUGUGAGCUGUACCCUGGAGACACUCCACAAGGCUUCUUCCAUGUAGCUUAUCAAGGGUCAGAUUUCAUGAACUUCCGAAAUACGUCAUGGGUGCCCUCUCCAGAGGGAGGGAGUAGGGCCCAGAAUGCUUGCAAUCUUAUCAACCAGUACCAAGGCAUCCUGGAGACGGUGCAGGGACUCAUCAGGAACACUUGCCCCCGAUUUCUCUUGGGUCUGCUGGAUGCAGGGAAGAUGUAUCUCCACAGACAAGUGAAGCCACAGGCCUGGCUUUCCAGUAGCCCUGCUCUCACUCCUGACCAUCAGUUGCUGGUUUGUCAUGUUUCUGGCUUCUACCCAAAGCCCAUUUGGGUGGUAUGGAUGCGGAAUGAGCAGGAGCAACCAGACACUAAACAAGGGGACAUUCUUCCCAAUGCUGAUGGGACUUGGUAUCUUUGGGCCACGCUCAAUGUGACUACUGAGAAAUUAGCAGGCUUGUCUUGUCAGGUGAGGCACAGCAGUCUGGGCAGCAAAGAUAUCAUCAUCUACUGGGGACAACAACACAGCUCAAUGAACUUGAUUUUGGCCGUUACCAUGACGUUGGUGCUUCUGAUAGGUCUCGCAUUAUGGUCUAAGAAGCGUUGGUGA